AUGAAUCCACCAUUCGGAACGAAGAAUAAUGCAGGUAUUGACUUACUUUUUGUUAAAGCUGGCAUACAAAUGUUACGUAUUGGUGGUAGCGUAUUUUCUUUGCAUAAAUCUGCUACAAGAGAUUACAUUCUCAAAUCUGCCAAUAAGUGGGAUAAUACAGAAGCCAAAUGUGUUGCGCAGUUACGGUGGGAUCUUCCCGCUACGUACAAGUUCCAUAAGAAAAAAUCAGUUGAUAUCGAUGUUGAUUUGAUACACUAUAAAAAAGUAUAA
This is a messenger RNA of Strongylus vulgaris, 270 nucleotides long. NCBI's taxonomy places the organism in Eukaryota, Metazoa, Nematoda, Chromadorea, Rhabditida, Strongylidae. The record is from the annotation of a GenBank genome assembly.